This is a messenger RNA of Setaria italica (foxtail millet), 2577 nucleotides long. RefSeq names its product protein FAR1-RELATED SEQUENCE 5. The transcript has 2 exons. The coding region runs from base 187 to 2331 and encodes 714 amino acids. The record is from RefSeq and is a predicted model, not a curated record. Lineage: Eukaryota; Viridiplantae; Streptophyta; Magnoliopsida; Poales; Poaceae. Gene Ontology annotation, molecular function: zinc ion binding. Gene Ontology annotation, biological process: regulation of DNA-templated transcription.
ACAAGCGAGCCCCUCAGCCCCUGGCCCCGGCGGCCUCCUUCCACCGAAUUUCCUCUCGCUCAGAGCCGUCCCCUUCCUUCGUCGUCGUUCUCCUCCGUUCCACUCGCUGGACUGGGGCGGAGCGGAGAUCCGCUCAUCUGGACUUGGACUGCUUCUAGGUGGUUCGGUCUUGGGCUUGGGUGCCCCAUGUCGCCCGUCGAGUCCGCCGCCGCCGGCGCGGACCAGGCCGGCGAGAGGGCGGUCGUGCCGCACGAGGACGGUGUCGGCGGCGGCGGUGGCGACGUGGCCACGACGGAAGCUCAAGUGGCCAUGGUCGUUUCCACCUCCGGCGACGAGAGGCGGGUGGAGUACGGCGACGAUGCGGAGAACGAGGGGGAGGAGGCCGCGACGGUGCAGGGCAGCAAGGAGGGCACGGAGGAGCUGCUCCGGAAGGUGGUGUACAGCGAAGAGGCCGCCUACAAGCUCUACUGCGACUACGGCCACCGGAUGGGGUUCAGCAUCAGGAAAGGGAAGCAGUCCUACUUCACCGGCACCAAGCGGAUACGCACCAAGGACUACUUCUGCUCCAAGGAGGGGCUCAAGGAAGGGGAGAAGCUCACCGAUGCGAAUUUCAACGACCCGCAUACUAGGACCAACUGCAGGGCGAUGGUGCGGUUCAGGGUGAAUGAUCAUGGGGAGUGGAAGGUUAUCAGGCUGGUCUCUGAUCAUAACCACAACCUGGCAAGGCCAGAGGAACGGCACCUUUUGCGGUCUGCGAGGUCACUUAUAGCAGGGCGGUCAAGUUCAGUCGAGGCAAUGCUAUACGCUGGGUAUCAGGUACAAGGUGGUGCUCCACAAUUGCCUGCGGGGAGUACUAGUGCGACCAACAAUGUGGACAAUUCAAAGCAGCAUUUGCUACUUGGUUACGGUGCUGCGGUGAAGACGCUGACCGUAGGGACUGGAGACCUGCAGAGCCUUGUGAGCUACCUGAAAACCAGAGCAAAUGAAGAUGCAAUGUUCUACUGGGAUGUUCAAUUGGACCAAAGCGGUCGGAUGACUAAUUUCUUUUGGCGCGAUGGGAGGAGCAGGAUCGACUAUGACUGUUUCGGUGAUGUGAUUGUGUUCGAUUCGACUUACCGCUUGAGCAAACAGAACUUGAUAUGUGCACCUUUUGUUGGCGUGAACCACCAUUGGCAGACCACUAUGUAUGGCUGUGCGCUCUUAGCUGACGAAUCAAUGUCAGCUUUUGUGUGGCUGUUCAAAUCUUUCUUGGAGUCCAUGGGGAACCGGCAUCCUCAAUCUAUUUUCACGAAUCUUGAUCAAGUUGUGUCAAAAGCAAUUGAGGAAGUUUUUCCGAAUACAUGCCAUCGCAUUGCUCAUUGGCACAUCCAAAAGAAUGCCCAUUCUCGUCUUGGUUAUCUUAACGUUUCAAAAGGGUUCAAUAAGAUGUUCACCAAGUGCAUACAGGGAUGUGACUCAGAAACAGAGUUUGAGGAAACAUGGGCCCAAAUGAUCCAUGAAUUUAAGCUGCAGGAUAAUAAGUGGCUUAAGAAACUGUAUAAGCUCAAGCAGAAGUGGUGUAGCGCUCUUAACAAGGGCAACUUUGAUGGUGGGGUCGAGUAUGAGCCACAAUGUGAUACUAUGAGUAGCAUAUUCAAUAGUGUUGCUGAUAAAUUGACAUCUCUUUCUGCAAUUGCUGUUACUGUGGAUAAACAAUCUGAAGACUGGAGGGAAAAAGAAUUGGAGGAGGAUACGCGGUGUUUGCAAAAGCCACCUGCUUGUAUCAUAAAACACAGUGACAUUUUGAAUCACGCAGCAAAAGUUUAUACACAUAGAAUCUACAAGUUGUUUGAGACAGAUUUUCUUGAUGGGUGUGGUGCCACAAAAUUCAAGGAGCUUCCAUGUGAAGAUAAUAACACACAUCAAUUUGAGAUGACCAUGCAAGGGCGAGGAUCAAGAGUCUGCACAGUACGUCUCAAUAUGUCUACGAUGGAAUUAAGUUGCAGCUGCAGUAAAUUUGAGACAAUGGGUUUACUUUGCCCGCAUGCUCUGAAAGCUCUUAGUAUAAAAAAUAUAUGCAAAAUUCCAGAAAGCUACAUACUGAAGCGGUGGACCAAGGAUGCCAAGAAAUGGGUUUUUAACCCAAAACAAUAUGAAUCGUCAUAUCAGGAAUGCAUGGAUGAUGAUGCUGCAUACUGUAACUAUGUUAUGCGUUAUGCUUAUGACCUUGUGACAAAGAGCCAAGGACAGGAGGAAUUGAGGAAAGCACUGUGGGAAACUCUUGAGAGUGGUGAGAAAGAAUUGGAGAAACACCUAGGAAAUGGUACACAAUAUGCAGCUUAUGCCACUUAAAGAAUCACUAAUUAACCUUCUGGACUUACCUGCCAAGGAUGAGCAAGAUAUUUCCUGGUUCUUUGGAAGAUGCAUGCAGAACUUCUGACUCAAACUGUACUCUUUAAGAAAUGAAAAUAAAAGUUUUUCAAACGAGAUACAGGUUUGAGUAAGUUUCGUGCUUUCAACUUUGCUACUUAAUUCUUGUUGUAUUUCCUGCACUUUAACUGAUAUUCCAAUCUUUGGUACCACAACUUUGACAAUUCC